Molecule: messenger RNA, 1173 nt
Organism: Abrus precatorius (Indian licorice)
Lineage: Eukaryota; Viridiplantae; Streptophyta; Magnoliopsida; Fabales; Fabaceae
Product: two-pore potassium channel 3-like
Exons: 2
Coding region: 1-1173 (390 amino acids)
Biological process (GO): stabilization of membrane potential; potassium ion transmembrane transport
Cellular component (GO): plant-type vacuole membrane
Molecular function (GO): potassium ion leak channel activity
Source: RefSeq, a predicted model, not a curated record
AUGCAGGAGCCCCUCCUAAGCCCUUGCUCCAGCAGAGGAUUAGCCUCACCAAGCGGAACAUCAUCACCCAAUGAACAAUCUUUCCAUGAUCUUGCCCCAUCACCGCUCCAAUCUCCUCCUUAUAUCAUCAAUGAAGCAAGGAGCCCUUCUAAUGCUAACUUGAGCUUGAAGAAAAGGCAUAUUACCUAUCGCUCUCGCUCUGCUCCAUCUGUGUUGGAGGUGAAUGUUCAUGAGCCCUCUGAACCAAGACCAGCACAACAGUCAGGGUGGAUAGUUAGGCUAUCUUUGAUAGCAGUUAUCGUGUAUGUGGUAACUGGGGUUGCAGUGUACAUGACAAGUGGGAGUUUCAAGGGCACUACCACAGCCAAGCUUGUAGAUGCUAUUUACUUUACAAUGGUAACUCUUUGCACUACUGGCUAUGGAGAUAUCAUUCCUGACACGACGUUUACCAAAAUCUUUACAUGUAUUUUCAUUUUGGUGGGCUUUGGAUUUGUUGCAUAUCUGCUCAAUUGGUUGGUAGCAUACAUCUGUGAUGCACAAGAAGCAUUCUUGUUGAGCAUUACCAAUGAGAGUCCAUACAAGAAGAUUCUCACGACGUAUAUGGUUGAUGAAAAGAAAGGAAGAAUGAGGAUAAGAACCAAAUUUUGUGUGGCUUUGGCUGUUGUCAUUGGCUGCAUUGCUAUCGGAACAAUCACAGUGCACUUUGUUGAGGACCUUAAUUGGGCUGACAGUUUUUACCUCUCCAUUACUUCUGUCACAACGGUUGGUUAUGGAGAUUAUUCUUUCAAAACUGUAACCGGAAGAUCCUUUGCAAUUUUAUGGCUUUUGGUAAGCACACUGGCAUUUGCCAAGGCCUUUGUAUACCUCGCUGAUUAUAGCGUGCACAAGAGAACCCGUGAGAUGGCGAAAUGGGUUCUGAAGAAGAAGAUAACGUUAUCAGAUUUCCCUGCUGCAGACCUUGAUAAUGAUGGAUCAAUCAGUAAGUCAGAAUUUGUCAUAUUCAAGCUUAAGGAAAUGGGGAAGAUUACUGAGAUAGACAUUCAGCGAAUAAGCAGACACUUCGAUUCCUUGGACUAUGGCAUGCAUGGCAAGAUUACUCUUGUUAACCUCAUGGAUAAUGCAAACAUCUCUUCUAUAAGGGCAAACCAGUCUGUGAGACUACCAUUAUUGUAG